CGUAAAGGCGGCGCCCGCGCGGCCCGCGGGUCAGAAGCGCGGCUCGCGGCGCGGCGUAGCGGCGUAGCGGCAGCGGCAGCCGGGAAGGAGGCGGAAACCGAAUAGGAGAGUAUGAGAUACGUGUGAGUGAGCGUGAGCGAAUAGUGAGGACUCGGACACUUGGCGUCGUCGUCGACGGGUGUGAUGUGCGAGGAGGUGGCCAGUGUGCAGGAUGGUGGCGUUGUCAGGGCGCACGAACUGAGACAAAUCUAGACGAGCGUGCCUUGUGUCCCGGACGACAUACCGAAAAAGAUGGCUUUCAACUUAUUUCGAGCUAUCCUGGUGCUAAUUCACGUGAUCUAUGACGUUUACUGUGAGGCCCGGCGCGCCCUCCGUUGCGCCCGACAACAUUUGGAAGAUUAUUUCUUCAGCCCAAGGGGCCUGGAGGCGGAGAUCGAGUACGUGCGACAAGAAAGGAAGGUCCUGGACAAGCCCCUCUCGCACCUGGCCGUCAUCCUAGGCCCCGAAGUGGUGUCUGUCAGAGACGUUGUGCGGUUGGCCCUGUGGUGUCACGCCGCCGGCGCAACCUAUGUCAGCUUCUACGAUCCUUCGGGCCAGUUGAAGAAAAACAAAUUUGCUCUGGAUGAUGCAUUAAUAUCAGCAUGCAAAGUGAAAAGUCAUAUUCCAAAAACAAAUGGUUAUAUAAAUGGAUAUGCCGGAAAACAAUUUCCACACAUCAUGUUGUUAGAUAUAUCAGAUGGUAAGCCUGGUAUUGUGAGAGUUGCAAAACAAAUUUGCGAGGAGGUGCUAUCCAAAGAACUUUCCCCAAAUGAGGUGGAUUUAGAAUUGUUCAGCAAAUAUGUUAUGAAGGAAUCAGGAGUUCCAGAACCAGAGCUUGCCUUUUAUUGUGGUGAUAUCUUCUCCCUGUAUGGAUUUUUACCAUGGCAUUCAAGAGUCACUGAAUUUCUACCACUACAUAGCCAUCACAAUGUCUCGGUGCUAAAUUUUGUUACUUUACUUAGAAGAUACAACAGAUGUGAACAGAGACUAGGCACUUAGAAAUUUAAUGAAGGCAUACCUUCUUCAAGGAUGGUGCUGCAGUGUAUUGUAUCUUUAUUAGGGGUUUGAAAGACUGAAGGAAAGCUUGAGUAGUCGCAUCUCAGUCUGUCCUUCCAUCGUGUAAAAAGUUUCUAGUAAUUUUAUGCUGUUUUCUUUUAACUCUUCACAGGCCUUAAGUCUUAAUUUAAAAUGAUUAUUGAUGUAAUGUAUCAAGUUUGACAUAAGAACAUAUGAUUGUGUGCUUCCAGAGGGUUUUAUUUAUUUUAAAUGUGUAUAUUAGUUAAUGAGAUCUCGGCUAUGAUUUGUCUGCUUGAUUUCUAGAAUUGUCAAAGAGAAUGUGAUUGCAUAUUACAAGUUACUUUUAACCACCUCACCUCUCGUUACCCAUGAAAUGGUCCAACUGUACCAAAACAAAUUAAAUAUUAGAUGGUUCAGUUUGCUCUUUACUCUAGCAGCUGGUUUCACUGUUGAACAAAACUAAUUGUAAUUCCCAAAUAAUUCCUAAAUAGAUAUUGAAAUGUUACCAUCACAUUCCUACUGUACUGUUACUGUACUACAAAUGUUAAAUAAAUGAACUUGUUAAUUGUUAUGAAA
Molecule: messenger RNA, 1632 nt
Organism: Frankliniella occidentalis (western flower thrips)
Lineage: Eukaryota; Metazoa; Arthropoda; Insecta; Thysanoptera; Thripidae
Gene: Tango14
Product: dehydrodolichyl diphosphate synthase complex subunit NUS1
Exons: 4
Coding region: 292-1038 (248 amino acids)
Cellular component (GO): dehydrodolichyl diphosphate synthase complex; endoplasmic reticulum membrane
Molecular function (GO): ditrans,polycis-polyprenyl diphosphate synthase [(2E,6E)-farnesyl diphosphate specific] activity
Source: RefSeq, a predicted model, not a curated record